AUGAAACUGUCUCACCUUAUUGCUCUUGUCAUGGCCGUCAUGGGCUCUCUGAUGAGGGUCGCUCACUGUGGUGGCCCCAAGAGAGGCCCAUUCGGACGUGGUCGCUCAAGCCCAGACGCCAUCGAGUACAUGUCGGCCGACCCCAGCCCUGCGUUAAGCGACACGAUGGGCAUCUGCCAUCCCGAAGGAUAUAUCGAAGCCGGCACUGCAAUACAGAGCAUCGACGACAAGCUAGACAAGCUAGACAAGCUAGACAAGCUAGACAAGCUAGACAAGCUAGACAGGCUAGACAGGCUAGACAGGCUAGACAGGCUAGACAGGCUAGACAUGCUAGACAAGCUAGACAAGCUAGACAAGCUAGACAAGCUAGACAAGCUAGACAAGCUCUCUGCCAUGGUCGAAAGCUUCCAGCGCGACAACAGCCAAACCGACAACACCGACCCCUAG
Molecule: messenger RNA, 447 nt
Organism: Colletotrichum graminicola M1.001
Lineage: Eukaryota; Fungi; Ascomycota; Sordariomycetes; Glomerellales; Glomerellaceae
Exons: 2
Coding region: 1-447 (148 amino acids)
Source: RefSeq, a predicted model, not a curated record